Molecule: messenger RNA, 3259 nt
Organism: Pristis pectinata (smalltooth sawfish)
Lineage: Eukaryota; Metazoa; Chordata; Chondrichthyes; Rhinopristiformes; Pristidae
Product: heparin cofactor 2-like
Exons: 4
Coding region: 101-1543 (480 amino acids)
Biological process (GO): negative regulation of endopeptidase activity
Molecular function (GO): serine-type endopeptidase inhibitor activity
Source: RefSeq, a predicted model, not a curated record
UGGAGUGGAACGCUCUCUGCUUUUCUCUGCUUAAACGGAGGUUUUUCCAAAAAUUUACUGGCUUCUUUUCCUAACAGGGUUGCCGAUAACUGAAGGAUAAAUGUUUGAAAAAAGUACAGUCAUGUUUUAUUGGCUUUGCUUUCUGCUGUUUGACUUCUGUCUCUCCAGCAUAAUAGCAGCUCCUGCUCGUCUCGAUACUGGGCAUGUGGUACCAAUUGAAAGUAACACUUUGACCAGAGAAUUCAAUAUCCCUGAGUUAGAAGAGUAUGACUACAUCGAACUUGAGGACUACGAGGAUGAAGAGGAUGUCUACAGCUUUCCUGAAGAUGCUUUUGUAAAUAAGAAACAAUUUGCAGCUUCCAAAACCUCAGAUUCCAUACGUAAAAAAUUCAAGGGCAAGUCCCGGAUUCAGCGCCUUGCCUUGGUCAACACCGAUUUUGCCUUCAAUUUCUACAGGACCUUGCUGAAGUUGCAGCCAAGUGCCAAGAAUGUGGUCUUCUCUCCAUUUGGGCUCUCCAGCUUGAUGGCAAUGGUAAUGGUGGGGACUGGCAACAGGACCCAGGAGCAGAUCUCCCGAGCGCUUGGCUUUGAUCAGUUUAUCAAUACCAAACCAGGGACGGGUAGCGAGGUCCUGCAUGAUGUCUUCCACAAGCUCAUCCACAGGCUCUUCAGACAUGACUUUGGAUACACGCUUAAAGAUUUCUCCGGCAUCUACGUCAAGGAGGGCCUGAAGAUCAGGAAAACCUUUAAGGAUUGGUUAAAACAGUACUAUGGGGCACACGCACAGUCUGUGGACUUCUCGGAACCUCAUGUCAUCACCAAAUUCAACCAACUCAUUUCAAGGGCCACCAAGGGGAAACUCCAGGAUAUGGUAAAGGACAUUGACCCGCAGACUGUGAUGCUCAUCUUCCAGGCACUCCAUUUCAAAGGCUUGUGGGAGCAUAAGUUUAUUAAAAGCAAGACGGCCAUGCUCCAUUUCCACACCAGCCGGACGGCAGUGGUGAAGGUGCCGAUGAUGUAUGUCAGAGCGACCAUGCUUGCCACCAUGGAUCAUACCCACGAGUGCGAUGUCAUCAGUCUCCCUUACAGUGCCAAUGCCAGCAUGCUGGUUGUGGUUCCCUACAAAACCUCUGGGCUGAGGCACAUUGAGAGAGAACUCAGCUGGGAAAUGGUUGACAAUUGGCUCAAGGACAUGACAAACAGGACAAGAGAGGUCUAUAUUCCAAAGUUCACUCUACAAGGUGACUAUGACUUAAUUGAAAUGUUUCAAGACCUGGGUGUGAUGGAUCUCUUCCAGAAUCAAGCAGAUUUGUCUGGUGUAUGUGAACAGGGAAACCUGCACAUUAGCAAGAUGAAGCAACGUGUUGUAAUGAACGUGGAUGAAGAAGGAAGUGAAGCAGCCGCCGUCUCCCUUUCUGGGUUCAUUCCUCUAUCCUCACAGGCCAAAUUUAUGGCUGACCGUCCCUUCCUGUUCCUCAUCUUAGAGCAUCACACCAGAUCGUUGCUUUUCAUGGGGAGAGUGGUGAACCCUUUAAACCAAUAAAAAGGAGGCAACCCAAGUGAGGUUAUGUAAGUUCCAGCAGGAGUAAUAGCACACUACUAUGUCAAACAGAAAGCCCAGAAAAUCUGCCAAAUUAAUCACUCCCUAACUUAAUUGUUCACUGUUCAUUAUUCAUUCUUAAUGCCUGUAUUUUGUUUUAAUGUUCAGGUACCUAUUAUUUUCCAAACCUUUAAGUAAGUACCCCGUCACAUUUACACCAAAGUGGUUGAGAAUGAGGAGGGGACUCAACCCCGGAUCCCAGCACUGCUGUGCAGGACAAUGCUGGUGCUUAAUUAUGCUGUCUACUGAGGCUAAACUCUCUGUUUAAGUACAUGUAUUUGAGUGCCUUCAAAUAUCAAACUCUUCUUUUUUAUUCUGGAGUUUUUUGCCAUAUGGUUUUGGGUGGGUUGUAUAUAUAUUGUAAAUAAAUACAGAAAAUGCUGAAAGUAGCAGGUUCAAUUGCAUCCACACAGAGGCAGAAGAGUUAAUAGCUGAGCUUAGGCAAUAGCAUUGAUGGCGAGACGACUAGUGUUUGCUGACAUUGUUCUGUGCAACUGUCAGCAAUCUGGGGAUUUUCAUGCAUAUAUAACAACACAGAAAUCCAGAUGUUACCAUCAGUGAUUUGGCGUGCCUUUGCAGACUGCAAUGUUUGCAGCCUUAUUCACUGCAAUCAAGCUGAAAUCACUUGAACUGACAUAAAUUUAGCUUUUUACAAGUUACUCCCACCAUAAAUUCCCCUGAAAAUCUUAUGCUUAGUUACACGAGAUCCAUGUGGACUUUAAUGGCAUACUAAGCUAUAUUUACUCCUUAGCAAACUACCUGGCCUUAAAAUAUUAAAUUUACCUAUCUGAAUGGUGAAUUGCUUAUAUGAAUAUUUCAAAAUAAAUGGGAUUUGGAAAUAUUUUAAAAUAUUAAGAGUGCAUUUAUGAUAUUUCAGCCUCUAAUCACAUACAUGUAUUCCAACCCUUAUAUUGUACUCUCUGUAAUGUUUAAAAAGUUAAUGAAGAAAUGCUUUCUGCAUUCCUGUCUGUGGGAAGUGUUUAAUAUGAUUCACUGCUCAGCCAACUUGAUCGUGUCACUGCUGGUGGGCAGCAGGGAUCCUGCUGAUGCCUGAGAGGGGACUUUGUCACCAUAGAUCACUUGAUCUUUGUGGGAACCUUUCUUACAGUCAGUGGGAGGCACUGCUUUUUCAUCACUAAAUGCAAAUUGUAGCACAACAUUUCACCUCAAUGACUUCCAACCUACCACUGGAGUUCAUCAACCCAAAGUUAACCACUUCUCCUUCCGAUAACAUUGCUGAUCUGCUGAGGGUUUCCAGUAUUUUCUGGUCUUAUUUCAGAUUUCCAAUAUUCUGCUUUUGUAUUAGUGUAUAUAGUGUAUCAUAACUGAACAGGAUUCACUGAUUGCCUGCACAUUCAUAUUUCUAUUCAAUAUCUUAGAAAGGACACCAAAUGUAAUGCUUCUAUAACUGGAGAAUGUCCUGCAUUUGUGGGAUAUCUUUAAGAGAGUGAUGAACAGAAUUCCCAAAGAGCAGACAUUUUAUGUGGUAGAUCAAGAAGUGAUGGGUGAGGGUUCUGACUUUGAAUUUUGCUAUUCAUCUUCCCAGUGGAGGAAAAUGAAAAAUUAGAAGUAAAAUAGGAGGAAUGGAAAUGAACAUCUAUUCCUCAUAAUUCAAAGAUGCUUGUCAAAUUAUCUGAUAACACGAAUUGAAAUCAUUGC